AUGUCUACCAUUAAUAUCACCUCCAAGGAGCAUUUCGACAACCUGAUCCGGUCAUCCAAGGUUGUCGUAGCUGACUUCUAUGCCGAGUGGUGCGGUCCAUGCAAGCAGAUUGCUCCCCUGUACGAGACGCUCGCCAAGUCACUCUCCCGCCCUGGCGCCGUCACCUUUGUCAAGGUCGACACCGACAAGCAGACAAGCAUUGCUAAGGAAUACAGCGUCGCUGCCCUGCCCACAUUCCUCGUCUUCCGCAAUGGAAAGGUUGACCAAAAGGUCCAGGGUGCGAACCCCGUCCAACUCAAGAAAGUCGUCGAGAAGCUCGCCGCCGAUGUCCAGGCCCUAGAAGACGGCUCCUCCGGCUCCGGCGGUUGGACUGGUGCCGACCUGCCCAAGGGCUACAGUGAUAUUACCGAUCAGAUUGAGAUCCGCGGUUGCGAGCUCCUCAACGCCGACGACGACGCCGGCCCCGUCAGGGUCCUCUUUGAUGGUGCCAAGCCGACGGCCCUCAGCAAGGAUGGCAAGGCCUCGUCCUCGGAAAAGGACUGGGUUCAGAGCGGUGCUGAUGAUCAGCUGCUCCUAUUCAUUCCCUUUCAGUCUACAAUCAAGCUGCACACAUUGCAGAUCACGUCGGUUCCUACCGAAGGUGGAGAUGACGCGCCAGCCAGGCCUGGCGUUAUCCACCUCUACAUCAACCGCACACAGAACAUGGACUUCAACGAGGCCGACGAGACGGAUCCCACACAGGCCAUCGAGAUUGGCCCCGACGACUGGAACGCCAACGGUACCGCUAGCAUCCCCCUGCGCUUCGUUAAGUUUCAGAAGACGACAACACUCGUUAUAUACGUCCAAAGGGGCGACGGCGAAGCGGAGACGGUGCGCCUCGACAGGGUCAGGCUAAUUGGCGACGCCGGUCAGAAGCGAGAGAUGGGCACACUGAAGAAAGUUGGCGACGACGAAUAG
This is a messenger RNA of Geosmithia morbida, 957 nucleotides long. Its product is annotated as PITH domain. The record is from RefSeq and is a predicted model, not a curated record. The coding region runs from base 1 to 957 and encodes 318 amino acids. Lineage: Eukaryota; Fungi; Ascomycota; Sordariomycetes; Hypocreales; Bionectriaceae. The transcript is spliced from 3 exons. Gene Ontology annotation, molecular function: protein-disulfide reductase activity.